Tachysurus vachellii is the source of this 3768-nucleotide messenger RNA. It is a transcript of the gene galnt4, whose product is annotated as POC1 centriolar protein homolog B (Chlamydomonas), like. Bases 400 to 2145 code for a protein of 581 amino acids. NCBI's taxonomy places the organism in Eukaryota, Metazoa, Chordata, Actinopteri, Siluriformes, Bagridae. The transcript is spliced from 11 exons. Gene Ontology annotation, cellular component: Golgi apparatus. The record is from RefSeq and is a predicted model, not a curated record.
UUACGGCACAGCGCUAGCUUCAGAAAAGUGUCAGUUAAAGUCACACGUUAUAUGUAGAUGAGUUACAGCUGCUUCUUGGUCUUGUUCCGGGAUCCUGUAUCUGGCAGCAGCCUUGUAACGUGACCAGUUUAAAACAGCCCAGAACACAAGGAGCUGACUUCAGACCAGUGAUUAGUGACUAACCACAUUGUGUCCUGCUGAGAAUAUGGACUUGUGGAUGAAGAUGAGCUGUUGGUUAUAACUCUACACUCAAACAGCUUAGCUUGCUAAAACUACAGCAUUUGUUUGGAGAAGUUGUUUUGCGAGCUUUUCUGCUGCUGUGAUCCAGGAAACACGACAUGUCUGGAACCGUGAGCAGCGUUCUUUGAUUGGCAGCUGCGAGUGCUGCCAGCGGCCAGGAUGAUGAGGGUGCGCUGGUCAAAACACGUGGCUCUUCUGACGAAAGCCGGCUUCUUCCUCUCCGCUCUGUGGCUCUUCUACCUCUUUGUGUUCCGCUCUUCCAACACGGCUCCGGCUGAAAAUGGCAGCAAACACAGUAUUGAGUCCAGGGUUGCCUUUACGGCGGUAGAAGUGGAUGCAGAGACUCUGAAGCGGCCCGUUUACGUGAAGCCUCCUCCUGACUCAAAUGCACAUGGAGAGUGGGGCAGAGCCACCCGACUCAACCUUAAAUCUGAGGAGAAAAAGCAAGAGGAGGACAGCAUCGAGCGCUACGCCAUCAACAUCUACGUCAGCGACAAGAUAUCCCUCCAUCGACAUAUUGAAGAUAACAGGAUGCACGAAUGUAAAAGCAAGACGUAUAACAUCCGUCACCUUCCAACCACAUCUGUGGUCAUCGCCUUCUAUAACGAGGCCUGGUCCACCCUGCUAAGAACCAUCCAUAGUGUCUUGGAGACCACACCUGCUGUACUGCUGAAAGAAAUCAUUCUCGUUGAUGACUUGAGUGACCGAGGCUAUCUGAAAUCCCAGUUGGAGGAGUACAUUAGCAACCUGGAGCGUGUGCGCCUCAUCCGCACAAAUAAGAGAGAAGGACUGGUCCGAGCUCGGCUUAUUGGUGCCACCUACGCCACAGGAGAUGUACUCACAUUUCUGGACUGCCACUGUGAGUGCGUGCCUGGAUGGAUCGAGCCUCUGCUGGAAAGGAUUGCUGAGAAACAAAACACUGUUAUCUGUCCAGUGAUUGACACAAUUGACUGGAACACAUUUGAGUUUUACAUGCAGACUGAUGAGCCCAUGGUGGGUGGUUUUGACUGGCGGUUGACAUUCCAGUGGCACAGUGUGCCUGAGGCGGACCGCAAAAGACGGAAUUCCCGAAUAGACCCCAUUAGAUCUCCCACCAUGGCCGGAGGUCUGUUUGCCGUAAGCAAGUCCUACUUUCAAUAUCUGGGUACUUAUGACACAGGCAUGGAGGUGUGGGGAGGAGAGAAUCUGGAGCUUUCCUUCAGGGUUUGGCAGUGUGGAGGCUCACUGGAGAUUCACCCCUGUUCCCAUGUGGGUCAUGUCUUCCCUAAGAAGGCACCAUAUGCCAGGCCAAAGUUUCUCCAGAACACAGUACGAGCUGCUGAGGUCUGGAUGGAUUCUUACAAGGACCUUUUCUAUAACCGCAACCCUCCUGCUCGUAAGGUGACAUACGGGGACAUUUCAGACAGGAUUCUCUUACGAGAGCGACUGAAGUGCAGGACCUUUGAUUGGUAUCUAAAGAACAUCUACCCAGAUCUGCAUGUACCUGAGGACAGACCUGACUGGCAUGGAGCUGUGCGUAGUGGUGGGAUUCCUUCUGAGUGUCUGGACUACAACGCUCCAGAUCACAAUCCCACAGGGGCUCACCUGUCUUUGUUCGGCUGUCACGGUCAAGGAGGGAAUCAGUAUUUUGAGUACACAUCAUAUAAGGAAAUUCGCUAUAACUCAGUAACUGAGCUGUGUGCGGAGUAUUCAAAUGGCCAGAACCACAUAGGCAUGAAACACUGUCCCAGAGACGGCGAGCAAGUUCCUCCCACCAUCGUCUGGGAGUUCAGAGAUAAUGGAAGUAUCUAUCACCCUCUUUCAAACAAGUGCAUAACUGCGUACCGUACAGCAGAAGGACGGACCGACGUGCAAAUGCAAAAAUGCUCUAACGAAGACGUAAACCAGCGCUGGAAGUUUGAAUGAUUUUUUUUUUUGACAGUAUGUCAAAUUCAAGUUGUGCAUUUUAUAUGAAGUCUAAGCCUCAAUAACUUGUCCAAACAGCCAGUUAUAUACAUUUGAUGUUGCUCUGGGAGACUGUAAACCUAUUGGCCAGGUCUGACUCUAUUUAAGCACAAUGAAGAUGUGCUAAAACUAAUUACAGGACUAGGAAGCAACUAUUUCAGUGGCUCAGAAAGAAUUAUAUUUUAAAUUGUUCAUUGACAGAAAUGUGGAAGGCCUUUGGCUUGUUGAUGAGUAGACUAGGCUCUGUACAGUGCCUUUGAAAACCAAAGGUGAUCAAGUUUCUGUUUUUAUUGUAUGACAUGUACAUUAUCAAAUAAUGGUGCAAUACUGUACCAAAAUUCCUUUUAGUAGCAAUAUGGGGAAGGAAAUAUCGUUGUGUUGGAACACCUUUUGUGUUUACAUGAUUGCACUAUGUACUGAUACGUCAACAGAACUGUAAGUUGUGACUCAAAACUGAGCUUUUAUAUUUAUAAAAGUUUAUUUUUAGAAGACAAGUAUUUCAGGGAGUGGCAAGAACCUGUUUAGCUUGCUGUACUCUUUAUAUUUUCUAGUCAUGACAUUCUAGCCCUUGUUUUCAAGCCUGUUGAUAUUUGUUCUUGUACACAGCAUUGUUAACGUCUUUUCAUUAUGUUGUGGGUUUAUUUUCUAGUAACCUCCACAAAGGUGUUCUGCACCAACACACUGUGCCUGAUUUCAACUGCAAAAUCAUUUACAAUGAAUCAUAGAUUACAUUUUUCUCAGUUGAGUUUCAAAUUAAGGGCUGAUUGUGGAGGCCAUACUUUAACUUGUCGACAGAUUUAGUACGAAAAAUAUUUCUGAAAUCAAAUGGGGGUGAAUCUUUUUUAUAAAUGAUGGUGAUAUGAUGAAUGAUCUCCUAACCUACUGAAAUGCAGUGAGAUGAUUGUUCGCUAGAAUUUAUGCACAAAUGUGUGAACAUGUCCACAAAAACCUGCCUGUGUCGAGACAUCCAGGUUAAUAUAUGUAUUCAAAUGUUGUGCUUUGGGUGUAACGUAACUAGUCUUAAAUGUUAGCCGAAGGAAAACAUUUAAAACUGCUGUUAGUCAUUUUCUUUUGAGUCUUCCAGAUGUCAGAAUAACACUGUGUAAUUUUAGUUUGAAAUAUCUCAAUUACAGGACCAGUCAUUCUUCUGACCUGAAAUUUCAUGGACAGUACAAUGUACCGUGGACUUAAAAGCUCUUCAUCAUGGACUUGUUUCGGCUCUUCACCUUUGUGAUAUUAAUCAGUCAUUUCUGAGGAUAAUUUUUUUUAUGUUUGUUGAUGUUUAAACAUGGUAUUAAGGGACCUUUAUCUGAUGGUGUGAAUGAUAUUCCAAACUACUGAUUAAGCACAAAGUGUGUCAGUUAUCCUCUGUACCAUACAGUACAAUCAUUGUAUUAUGUUCAUUGUUCUGAAUCAACUGUGUUAGCUCAAUGGUCAGUUUAAAUGGAUCAAAUAUGUUCUUUUUGAAACUAUGAGAAUCAAACUUUCACAUCAUAAAAACAAGAAAGAUUUUUCUGAGCGUUGCUUCUUUCUGUGCUCUGUUGCAGUGCCAUCUUGUGGUAUUCAUUAAAUUAUUGAAUGACA